UUUCAGUCCGUUGUGUGUCUCAUCAGUAGGAGUUAUUCGUCAGCUGUUCGGUUGUUCGCAAAAAAUAACCCGUAUGGAUUUUGUUUUAAAUAGAAGUUGUUAAAGAAAAAUUUUGCAUCAUGUCUGCGGCUCAGAGCCAGGUGAAGGACCCUCUAGCAUUACCAAUGCGGAAUUCUAUGUAUGUCUCAAAUUCGGACAAGACAUUUGCUCAUGAUGAAUUGUUGCCAAGCCUUCCAGUUCCAUCUUUAAAACAAACUUUAGAAAAAUACUUAGACUCAGUGAAAUCAUUUGCUUCUGAAGAAGAGCUUGAACAUACUAGAAGAGUUGUCAAUGAUUUUGAACAUGGUAUUGGAAAAGAGUUACAUGUUAAGUUAAUGGAAAGAUCUAAACACCACAGAAAUUGGCUAGAAAAAUGGUGGGAAGAUAUUGCUUACUUAUCUCAAAGAAGUUCAUUAUUACCACUUUGCAGUAUGGCUGGAUUUACAAAUACAGAUGGGCUAUGGAGUCCAGUUUCUGGUUCUCAACUUGAAAGAGCUGCUUUAUAUAUGCACUAUCAGUUACAAUUCUGGAAAUUGUUGAGAGAGGAGCGUUUAAAACCUCAUUCAUCACACAAUGUUCCAUGGUCCAUGCAUCAAUUUCAUCGAUAUUUUAAUACUGUUCGAGUUCCUGGAGAAAUUAUUGAUAAGCUGGAAUGCUUUUUUCACACAGAAUCUCAAGAGCCUUCAGCUCCUACACAUGUUGUAACUUUGCAUCGUGGACAUAUAUUUGCUUUUGAUGCAGUUGAUGAAUAUGGUGAUAUUUUAAUACCUCCUGAGUUAAAGCUUCAGUUUCAAAGGAUAAAAAGCUGGUGUGAAGAAAAUGGGCCUGGAUCAUCAGUUGGUGCCUUAACUACGGAUGACAGAACAACCUGGGCGAAGAAUAGAGAAUGGUUGUUGCAGAUAAAUCCAGAAAAUGAAAUGCAUAUGGAAACUAUUGAUACAGCAUUAUGUGUCAUUGUUUUAGAUGAUGAGGAACCCUACUCAUUAACCGAAAUUGUAAAAGAAACACUUGCUGGGGAUGUCAAUAAUCGUUGGGCAGAUAAAUCUGUUUCAAAUCUCAUGUUCAAGAAUGGUAUGUUUGGGCUGAUAUCAGAUCAUACCCCAUUUGAUGGUCUGGUACCUGUUGUUGGAGGCCACUUUGUCUAUUCUUCUCUGGUUGAAUGUGGUGGAGUAUGGAAAGGAACUCAAAAUGUUGAAAGGGACAUUUUGCCCCCAAGAAGACUUCAAUUUCACUUGGAUGACCACAUUGAGAAUGCUAUUCAAGAAGCUAAAAAUAUGUAUAAGAUGAUGGUUGAUGACACUGAUGUUUUUUGUCAAAGUUUUACCCAGUAUGGAAAAACAUUUUUGAAGCCUUACAAUUUUCAUCCAGAAACAUACGCUCAAUUCGCCCUUCAGUUAGCAUACUACACCAUGCAUGGAAAACCUGCUGCUACAUAUGUUACUGCUUCUACUCGCCAGUUCUAUCAUGGAAGGACAGAAACAAUGAGAUCAUGUUUUCCAGAAGUUGUGGAAUGGGUUAAAGCUAUGAUUGCUGAUACAGCUGCUCCCCAAGAGAAGCUGAUUUUGAUGCACAAAGCAGCUGACAAAUUCAAAUCUUUAAUGAAAGAUUGUACUGAAAAUCAUGGAUGUGAUCGUCAUUUACUAGGCCUAUAUAUGAUAUCAGUAGAAGAAGAAAUGCCAGUGCCUGAACUGUUUACAGAUCCAGCAUGGAUUAAAAGUGGUGGAAGCGGCAACUUUGUAUUAUCUACCAGUUGUUGUGGUUUUACUCCUCUUGGUGGCUGUGUAAUGCCUAUGAAGGAAGAUGGCUAUGGAACAUUUUACAAUAUUGAGAAUCAAAGGUUUACCUUCACAAUAUCUGCCUUUAACCGGUGUCCUGAAACUAGUGCAGCUAAGUUUUAUCAUCAUAUUGAACGAUCGUUAUUGAAUAUGCAGAAUUUGCUAAUGUCUGCAAAACUGUAACUUUUAUUCAUCACCCCUCAGUCCAGUAACAAUGCUAUUAAAAUUUUGAAUGUUGAAUGCAGCUUUUGGGAAAUGUCUUUUCCCUUCAUACUUAUACAGCUAUAUUUUAUUAUCAAUCUUUUAAAGCUUUAGGAUUUAUUACUGUAAACAAAGUUCUAAUAGUAGUGUUUUUUAAAAUUGUAUUUUCAUGGUAAUGUAACUGAUGUGAGUGUGCAGUGUGCACUCAUCAAUUUUCUUUUUAGAAUCUUUUUAAAAAAGAAGAGACAUAUUCCAAUUGAGCAAGACAUUUAUUAUUGAAAAUAUUUUUGCCCAAAUCCCUCUAACUCUGAAAGGCCUGAGGCAUGAAACCUUAUGCACACUUACGCACAAUUCAUGGGUUUGUUUCAUAUUUUACUUUCUUUAAGUCAUUUUGUGGCACUAUGUGCAAUCAAAAAUUCAUAUAUUUUUUUGUAAGUGAAAGGAGAUGUUUAUAGUGUAAUAAUUCUUGUUGCCAAGCGAUAAUGUCAGGCUUUGCCAGGUGAACCAAAAUUCCUUUUGUUUUUUUCCCCUUAUCCCCCAUUGUGAAAUUAGUAUUUACUUGUGAAAGGAAGUUCAAAUUUUUAAUUCAAAUGGUAUACUACCAGUGUAUUUAUUUAUUUUUGUCUCUGUCCUGUGCUAUAAAAAAAACUUUUGUAAUGAGACCUAACAUAUUUUGAAUUAACAAAAAAAUUCAUAACUCUUGAUUACUGAAAAGUUUGGUAUCUCUGGAAGUAGCUGGUCUUAUUUACUUGAGAAAAUCUAUAGUUGAGCGAAAACCUUAUCUGGCAGCAGCGUAAUGCUGCGAUAAGUAUUUGCGUAGCCUUCACCAUGCUACCACAUUAGGCUUUCCCCAGCUGUAGGUUCUACAGUAACUUAUUUUUUCUUCUGUUUUAUAAGCAACUAGCUGUGUUGCCUGGCUUUGCCUGGUCCGCCUUGAAACUAAAAAUUAUAUCAAGUGACGUAUAUUCAACAAUCAGGCUUAAAUAAAUAAAAAAAAUACAUCAUUCAAAAUUUCCCUUCCAAACAAUGAGGGCAGAUAUUAAAACACAUUUAAGAAAUCACAUCGAGAAAGAUGGAUUUAAAAAGCGUAGCCAUGGAAACACAAAAUAAAAUAAGUUUAAACAAUUAAAAUGCAAAAGAAAAUGGCUAAAUACCUUAAAUGGAAAUGAGAUUUUUUGAACUUGACUUAAAAAGGCUUCUAACUUUUUACCUUUUGAGAUUGAUGCUUAGUUUUGCAACCGUAGGUGGAGAUGUAUCUGUAGUAAAAAUUAUCGCUUUUCCAAUGGUGUCAAAAAGAAAACUGUGGGGGAACAGGAAAAAUUCCUUCACUUUUUAUUGAUAGAUUUAAUGAAGAAAGUAGUACCUAAAUUUCAGCUAAGCCUAAAAAAAUUCGAGCUAAAAACACAAAUAACUCCCAUCAUAAUUAAGUUAGAGCAUUGAAACAAAUUGCGUAGAACACAGAAAAUUCUACCAUUUCCAACGAUUUGUAAUAUUAAUAUGUGCAAGUAAUUUUUCACCCCAUAUUUGGGAAUUUAUGCGAAAAUUGAGCCUAAAUUGGAAUAAAAGAACUACUCAUCGAAUUUUUUUUCGAACCAGUCAACAAACCCUUCCGGUGCCAAAAAGAAGAUACUGUGAAAAUUUAAAAUCGGCUGGGUUAUUUUUGAGUUUUGCACGUUCACACACUCUUUUUGGAGACUUCAUUUUAUACUAUGUAGAGAUGUUACCAUAUGUAGAUAAAUACACACGCACCUUUAUACUUUUUGUAAAAAUUAUUUUUAUGAAAAUAGUUCUUAAUGUUAAAAAAAAAGGGGGAGGGGUGUAAUAUGUAUGAUUGAUUUAAUGAAACACAGAAUUGUUAUUCAUCUGAAAAAAAACUAUCAGAUCAAACACAUAAAGAUUCUAAAAGCCGGAAAUAAAGAAGCAUAAAAUUGCAUGAUUUAAAUUAUAAGAUGAUGUAAACGGAGAAAACAUCUAUUUAUAAAGUAUAAUUUACCCUUAAAACGUCAAGUUUGUACUUGAAAAAGUUACAUUAAGCAUGGAAGGAAAACUUGAUGUUUUCAAGUAAAAGAAAGGUUUAUUUUACAUAAAUUUAAGCGUCCUACGUCAUUUGUUCUCCUAAAUCUAGAAUACAUAUAUUGGUUGAUAUUUUGAAUAUUUUUUUUUCUCCUUUCAGAUUAAUAAUGUGUCACCUAAAGUUUUGGCGUCUUCUUAUUUAUUAUUAUUUUUAUGCAUAUUACUACGAUAAAAUAUUUUGUUAAAAUGAUAUUUAAAAACAGUAAUAAUAAUAAUCCUUAUUAAUCCUUCUGAUACCAUAUCUCUCUCUAGUGCAGUUUUACUAAAUGAAACGAUAUUAUUUCUUUAAAAAUGAUAGUAUUUACUGACAACAAUUGCUUUCUUG
This is a messenger RNA of Uloborus diversus, 4413 nucleotides long. RefSeq names its product peroxisomal carnitine O-octanoyltransferase-like. Bases 120 to 1997 code for a protein of 625 amino acids. The record is from RefSeq and is a predicted model, not a curated record. Gene Ontology annotation, molecular function: carnitine O-octanoyltransferase activity. Lineage: Eukaryota; Metazoa; Arthropoda; Arachnida; Araneae; Uloboridae. The transcript has 17 exons. Gene Ontology annotation, cellular component: peroxisome.